AGGGCAAGUAGAUGAAUGGAAAUAAGUGCAUUUUUUUCUCACUGUGGGACCAAUGGAGUUGUGUCUUUUUCUCUAGGCGUGUACAUCCUGAUUGCUGUGGGAGCUGUGAUGAUGAUUGUAGGGUUCCUUGGUUGCUAUGGUGCCAUCCAGGAAUCUCAGUGCCUCCUUGGAACGUUCUUCUUCCUGUUGGUGUGCCUCUUCGCCUGUGAGGUGGCUGCUGGGAUCUGGGGAUUUAGUAACCGUGACACAAUCUCCAAGGAGAUGAUAAACUUCUAUGACGCGGCGUACAUCAAGUCUGUGGACGUUGUAGACUCUUCCAGCAAAACGGCUGCUAUCAAAGUCCUGGAGGUGUUCCACGAGACGGUAGUUCUCUGACCUCUGACCUCUGGCUGAUUUC
Molecule: messenger RNA, 397 nt
Organism: Oncorhynchus keta (chum salmon)
Lineage: Eukaryota; Metazoa; Chordata; Actinopteri; Salmoniformes; Salmonidae
Product: CD81 antigen-like
Exons: 3
Coding region: 16-375 (119 amino acids)
Cellular component (GO): membrane
Source: RefSeq, a predicted model, not a curated record